ACUUGUCCUGCUACGACAAGUGCCUGCCGUGCUGGGUCUGCGGCCCAACCCCGCUGGCCAACAGCUGCAAUGAGCCCUGUGUCAGGCAGUGCCAGGGCUCCACCGUUGUCAUCCAGCCCUCCCCCGUGGUGGUGACCCUGCCUGGCCCCAUCCUUAGCUCAUACCCGCAGAACACCCUU
Fulmarus glacialis (Northern fulmar) is the source of this 179-nucleotide messenger RNA. RefSeq names its product feather keratin Cos1-1/Cos1-3/Cos2-1-like. Gene Ontology annotation, cellular component: intermediate filament. The record is from RefSeq and is a predicted model, not a curated record. The transcript has a single exon. Gene Ontology annotation, molecular function: structural constituent of cytoskeleton. Lineage: Eukaryota; Metazoa; Chordata; Aves; Procellariiformes; Procellariidae. The annotation marks the transcript as partial.